Molecule: messenger RNA, 1347 nt
Organism: Trametes versicolor FP-101664 SS1
Lineage: Eukaryota; Fungi; Basidiomycota; Agaricomycetes; Polyporales; Polyporaceae
Exons: 7
Coding region: 1-1347 (448 amino acids)
Source: RefSeq, a predicted model, not a curated record
AUGGCUGACAACUUAUACGAAAAGCUCUGGCAUGAGCAAGCAGACGAGAUAGCGGCCCUGAAGACUCGAAUCGCAGAAUUGGAUGCGCGAUUGAUCUCGCUCGCUUCAACUUGUUCGUGUGGUGCUCAAGAGGAACCCCGGACAGCAAAACUAGAGGAGAACGAGAUUGGCAUCCCCGCUGAAGAUCCGGGAAAGCUCUCUCGUUGGGCUGCUCAAGAACCACUGCGCGAACCUAAAACUAAAGAAGAGGAUGUGAUCCCCCCUGUCCUAUCUGAAAGCCAGGCAGAGGUCGUCAUGGAUAGCGCGAGCGGCCUCACUGAUUCUCGCACCGCCGUUUCCGCCUCGCCGGUUGGUAGUGGAACUUUGGAAGCCCCACUUGAUGCAGUAUUAGCUGCACGAUUGAAGGAUUCCGAGUCGGAACGUCUUGCAAACCAGCAAGAGAGCAGCGACGUGUGGAGCGCCGCGAAGAGAGCUAGACCUCUCGCUGAGGAUACAAUCUCACAGUCUUCGAAGCGGGUCCGGCAGUCGACGCCUUCUCCCGAACCUUCGUCUUCGUCAGAACACGCAAGCACGAUCGACAUGCCCGUCGCUCCUUGCUUUGGACCACACCCCCAACUCGUCUACGGCGAAAAUGUCGCACAUGGCUCUAAUCAUGAGUUUCGGUCGCGGCUAGACGAGUUGAACGAACACGUCGCCGUCAGUCGCGAGUUCGUGCAGACGGUCUUCGGCGGAACAUUUCACGGCAUGCACUUGGAAUUCCACGACCACGAUCGUGCUAUGCGGCACCACAAGCACACAGGGUGCCUCUUUGUCGACCGUGCGCACAUGCUGGAACCGGCACGGAGCCAUUAUUGGCAUUCUUAUGAGCUCUUGUUUGCUGGAGCUGGCCAGGAGUGGCCCGGAGAAGACGAGGGUUCGCGGCAUCUCAUGGUCAUUUCGAGUGUCGACGGCCCAGACGAGAAAUACGUAUACAGGGGAGAGUAUAGCUUCAGGAGGACCUAUCUGUCGAGAUUCUUAGAGGACCUCGAGGACGAGGAGAAGAAGUGGUGGGGCGGCCUGAUUGCGACCGGGUCCCAGCGGGAGGGCGUAUCCCGUAAUCCCCGAGCCGAAAUUUGGCUGCGCAAAUUACAACGUCGUACGGUCGGCGUGACGGAGUACGUCGAUGCGGCUUUUAAAGGCUUUCCUAUGACGGCCGAGGAAGUCGUGGAAGCCUAUGAGGAGGGGUUGCUGCCUCUGAAGACGUGGAGGUUGAUAAAGGAGGGCUAUCGCGUGGGCUUUCAGCGCAGGCUUGUAAGAGAAUUAUCGGCCUUGCAGGACUGUGACUCCGAUGACGACCCAUGGUGUUGA